Molecule: messenger RNA, 192 nt
Organism: Penicillium taxi
Lineage: Eukaryota; Fungi; Ascomycota; Eurotiomycetes; Eurotiales; Aspergillaceae
Exons: 1
Coding region: 1-192 (63 amino acids)
Source: RefSeq, a predicted model, not a curated record
AUGACCCCUCUUCUUUCUCAAGACCCUUCAGAUAUGAUCCUCGCUACACCCCAGAGCCACCAACGUAUACAAAAGGUUAAGGCGGUCCUUCAAAAACAACAAAAUUUGACUCAAGAUCCAAGCGUUGCUCUCGAAAAUGCAGGCAAGGCUAUUGGACUCCUACUGCUAGACAUGCAGCUGGUGGAGCUCUAA